CUGGAAGCUCGGGCGAAGGGGGGGAAGACACAUUUCUAUUUUACAAUGUCGGUGCGGAAAUGUUUUGGUUUGCCGAGCGCAUAGUACGGAUCCUCGUCCGUUGAGGAAAAAAGGGAGACGCGGACGCCGCGGGGGGGGGGAGAAAACAUUCCAGUGUGCCCAAGGGCUGUGAAAGCCCCUUGGGGAAGCUUCACAGAUUCACACCAACCGAAUAAAAAGACUUUGUCUAUUGCUCUUAUUUUUUUACACGCACAAGCACACACGCACGCACGCACGCAGGCGCACGCCCACACAAGCAAGGACUUUUGAGAGAAUGUUGGAGGUCCAAGAGGAGAGGCCAGCCGCGGCGGGAACAGCAGCGACACACUUCAACAAGAAGGAGCGGGGGAAGAAAGAGAGGGAGGAGGCCAAGGACGGCCGGGGGAACCUCGGGAACAUCGGCAAUCCGGUACCAGGUGCGGGCUCCAGGAACGUGCGGGCCAAGGCGCCGCUCACGCACACGGGCAGUCCUCACCAGCUCAUCACUCCACCCUGCUCUGUGGUCCUGGGAGCCCCAUCAAUGCACUCCAAUAGGCUGAAGAACUCCCCGUCCGCCAACACACAGAGCCCUAAACCCAAGACGGAGGUCAUGGUACGCUCGCCUCCCGUCAUGUCCCCCUCCGCUGCUGCCCAGAUGGACUCUAAACUGCCCAAUCAGGCGAAGCCAGGAAAUGCAGGCAGCCAAUCACAGCCCUCACCGUGCGACCCAAAGACCCUCGGCGCCAAAGGAGCUCAGGGCGUGGCGGGGGGCAUGGGGCUGAAGAACGGCCAGGGCCUGACCUCUGGCCCCAGCUCCAAGGUCAAAGUCAAGAGAGAGAGGAGCACGUCGGUGGAAUCGUACGAACAGCCGGAGACGGGAACGCCCACCAGUGAGGAGAAAGACGGUAGCAGGGUGAAGAGGAUGUGUGUGGCAGAGAGGAGGCAGCCCUACAGUGGAGCCGACUGGUGCUCUGGAGGAGAGAGUGAUGAGGAUGACAAAGGAUUCUUCAACUGUAACUCCAGCGAUGUGAAGCCCCAGGACUCAAUUUCCCAUCCUACCUCCAACACCGGGCUUAGCCGCUCCUCCACACCCUCCCAUAAUGCCCUGGGGGGCCAGGUCUCUGCAGUCGAACCCACCAGCGGCCAGAAACCGGGCUCCAAAGUUGUUUAUGUCUUCACCACAGAGAUGGCCAACAAGGCAGCUGAUGCAGUUCUAACUGGCCACACAGAAAACAUCAUUGCCUUCCACAUGAAAAACAUCUCUAACAGCAAGGACAAGGCUCACCUUCUCCUGAACAAUCCAGCAGCAGCCCUCCGAAAUGACACCAAGCCCCCCCAGCAGCCGCCGUCCCACCCACAAGAUCAGAACCACCAAUCUGGAUCCAAGCCGUCCUUACCUGGCAUGACUGAGCCGGCUCCACCGCAGCCCUCCAACCAGGGGUCCCAAUCCACCGGGCUCCCUUCGGAGGGGUCGUCUUCAGCUGGCAUGGAGCAGAAAAAUCUUCCCAGCAGUAGUCCGAAUAAUGCUACCGCCCCGGUUGAACAACCUCCCGUCACCCAGCCGGAGGCAGGCCUUAACCCUCCGCAAGCAGGUGAAGGGGGACAGGGCGGGGGCCCCGGGACCACGGGGCUGACACCCCAGCAGCAGCAGCAACAGCAGCAGCUGGCACAGGAAUUGUUGAACAUGGAGGCAAACACUGAGGGCCUGUCGCAGGAGCAGCUGGAGCAUCGGCAGCGCUCUCUGCAGACCCUACGAGACAUCCAGCGCAUGCUCUUCCCAGAUGACCGCGAAGCCCCACCUCCAGGACCCCCGCAAUCUCAUGGUGGACCUCACGAUGGAGGCCCCGACGGUGGACCACGGAGGCCUGAGCAGGGCCCCCUCCAGGCCAUGAUGGCUCAGUCCCAAAGCCUUGGUCCACCAGGGGGACCUGGAGGCCCCCGACCCCAAGGACCCCCCUUUGGUCCACCACAUGGCCCCAGAGACAUGCCCCCCUUCCCACAGGAUGAAAUGGGCCCACACAUGGGAGGUCCUGGGGGCUGUGGAGAAGGUGAACAGAUGACCCCAGAGCAGGUAGCGUGGUUAAAGCUGCAGCAGGAAUUUUAUGAGGAAAAGAAGCGGAAACAGGAAAUGCAACACCGUCCCCUGCCUCCUGAUAUGAUGAUGCACCCCCAUGGUCCACGUGGCAUGAUGCGAGGGCCCCCUCCUCCUUACCAGAUGGGCCCGGGAGAGAUGUGGGGUGGACCAGGAGGGCCACCAGAGCACUACCAGGAGCGCAUGGGCAUGGGCCCUGGCCCCAGGGGCAUGCCACCCCAUAUGCAGAGGAUGCCUGGCUUCUCUGGUAUGAUCAACCCUGAGAUGGAGGGACCCCCAAGGCCUGGCAUGGGCUGGCCUGAUGACAUGCCCCCCCGGAUGGGAGAUGCACGGAGCUUCCCUGGGGGACCUGGGGGAAUGUUUACUGGGCCUGGCGGUCGGGGUGAGCGCUUCCCAAACCCACAGUCUGUCCAGGAGGCAAUGUUUCAUCAGGGGAUGGGUGGGGAGAAGGGCCUCCCUCCUGGUAUGAUGAUGGACAUGCAAAGGAUGAUGGGCCACCAAAGAGGCGGUAUGGAACCUGGUAAUAGCAUGGGUAUGUUUCCCAGGAUGCCAGGUGACGGCCCCAUGAGUCCGUCCUCCCGGCUGCAGGGAAUGGGGGGCAGAGAAAUGGGGCCUGAGUUUGGCAUGGGCCCUGGCCCUGGGCCAGGCCCUCACAUGCACCCUUCCAAACUUCGAGAUCCCCCAAUGAAUAUGAGCCCAGAUGAGAUGAUAAGAAUGAGACCAGGUGGAGGACCACCAAUGGAGAGCAUGGGCCCCCAGAGCAGGCCUAUGCAGGGGCCUCCCUUCCCUGAGCAGGCCCAGCCAGGAGAUUUUCCCAUGGGGCCCGGUCGGCCCUUCCCUGGAGGACCCGGUGGAAUGAGGGGUCCUCAUGCAGAGCAAACAUUCGGCCCAGAACACCGAUCCACUCCUACAGGGGGUAAUGGCCGCCUCAACCACCUCCCCCAAGCUGGUGGCCCUUCACAAGGCCAGAGGGGUCGAAAACCAGCUGAUCUGAAUGUCCAGGCAGGUGGUGGUAACUCUCCCAGUGUCAACCCACUCAAGUCACCUCCUCUGAGGCAGGUGCAAUCUCCCAUGAUGGGCUCCCCCUCUGGAAACCUCAAGUCUCCUCAGACACCGUCUCAGCUGGCUGGAAUGCUCACCGGUCCUACAGGUCCCAACGCCCCUCCUGCUCCGCCAACGUCUGCACCCAUGAAGUCCCCCCACUCCAUGAUGGGCUCUGCAGGAGCCUCGCCAGUGCAUAUGAGGUCUCCUUCUCUUCCUAAUCCCUCACCUGGAUGGGCUUCGUCACCAAAACCACCCAUGCAGAGUCCUGGAGUGCCUCCUCAAAGUGGCAAGCCCCCCCUCAGUAUCACCUCACCAAACAUGAUGGGCAACAUGGAACAAGGUGGUAAUGGUCCUCCAUCAGCGCCUCCUUCGUCAGGGGCUCCGUCUGGCUCCAUGUCUCUCCCAGGCAGCGUCCCAUCUGGCAGCCCCUACACCAUACCGCCUGAACCAACGCUAUCCCAGAACCCUCUGUCCAUCAUGAUGUCACGUAUGUCCAAGUUUGCAAUGCCCAGCUCCACCCCACUUUACCACGACGCCAUCAAGACUGUGGCUAGUUCUGAUGAUGACUCACCACCUGCACGGUCUCCUAACCUGCCUAUGAACAAUAAUGGUAUGGGAAUGAAUCACCACCAAGGCAAUCCCCGCAUGAUGGGACCUGGAAACUCCGGUCCCAUGCCUGCCCUCAGCCCUCUGGGCAUGGCUCCCAUGGGAUCCCAACCCCUUUCCCACGGCAUGCCCCCUCAGAUGCCCUCACCAAACGCCCCGAAUAUGGGCCCAGGCAUGAUGCCCCAUGGCAUGAUGAUUCCCCCCAAUCCCCAAGACCCUGGUAUGGCAAACCCUCAGAUGAUGGCCCAGGGACGCAUGGGCUACCCUCACCGAGGCCAGGGCUACCCUCUCACCCAGUCCCCUUCCCAGCAAGGGCCUUUCUCCCCUCACAAUGGUCCUGGACCCCAAGGAUUCCCUGGCCACCCUAUGGGCUUCCAGGGAGAGGGAGGCCCCAUGGGGGGGCGGAUGGGAAACAUGCCCCAUGGAGGAGGGAGUGAUGGGGGCAUGUGUAAACCCAACACCUCCGGGGGACCGGAGUUUAACAACAUGCAGGGGGGGUUCAGUGAUGCAGACCUGCAUGAGGUAAUGCGGCCUGGAGCGUCUGGCAUCCCUGAGUUUGACCUGUCCAGAAUAAUCCCCUCAGAGAAGCCCAGCCAGACACUGUCCUACUUCCCCCGAGGCGGAGGAGGAGACAAUGCGGGGGGCAAGCAGCCGCACCCUUCUAGUUUCCCCAUGCAGGGCAUGAUGGGUGAUGGCCCCCCCAGAAUGGGGAUGCCAAUGCAGGGGAUGGGGGGAAUGCCGGGAGGGCCCGGUGGGGGAAUGGGCCCCCAAGACAUGCCCAUGGGAAACCCUGGCCACAACUCAAUGCGUCCUCCUGGCUUCAUGAGCCAGGGCAUGAUGGGUCCCCAGCACCGGAUGAUGUCUCCUGGGGGGCCAGGGGGGAUGAUGCAGGGCAGACAAAUGGCCCACCCAGGCCCCGGAGGCUCACCUAACAUGAUGAUGUCACUACAAGGCAUGGGUGGCCCCCCGCAGCAGACGAUGAUGAUGAUGGGGGGACAGAUGAGGCCUCGUGGCAUGGACAUGGACAUGGGGUUCAGUCCGGGCCCAGGAAUGUUCUAAUCCAACAGAAAAAAAACCUUGUAUCUAGAAUGUUCACAGACGAUACACAAGGAUGGAGUAAAUGAUCGCAGGGCUUGGAGGGCGUUGGCGAAAACAAGAUGGACUCACGUAAAGGAAAUACAAUGUGAGAGACAGGAUGUACCUGGAAAUGGAAAGGUACGGAGUAAACCAGUGACCCAGUAAUGUCCUGUGGGAACUAUUCCAACGGAGACUUGGACAGGCCCAAAGUGGAGUACUUCUGUCACAAGAACAUUUCAUUUUUUUGACUCAUGAACUUCAGAAUGUAUGGGAUUGUUGUGCAUCAAUUUCGCAAAACUGUUCCUUGUGUUUAUUUUUUUUUCUUUUUGUUUUCUUUUUCCUUUUUUUUUUUUUUUUGAUUAUCAGACUAUAAAGAUGACGUCGACAUCAAAGAGGAAUCAACUUAACUAAAAGUCAGCGUGGAGAUGCUACAGUAUAUGUCUACUUUUUCAAGUAAAAAAAAAAAAUCAAAUUUGUCACCUAAGCGGUAAGGAACAAGAGAAAGGAAUAAAGACAAUUUGUGCUUUGUGAAGACCUUCGUGGAACUCCAUCUUGUCUCUCACUCCAUUGUUUUGACUGUUUCUGUACAGUAUAUACCUGUGUGUGAGUGUGUGCGCGCGACAGAGGCUGUACGUUUGUGUUGAUAUGUAAGUAUGUAUGUGUGUCUGUAUGUAUAGGCAUUCUAUCAGUGACCUCUCAGCUCCUCCCACCCAACUUUCAUUGGGGGAGGAAGGCCCCCUUAAAAAUACUGUACUGUUUACCAUUGGUGGGCUCUUCGAAUUUUAGUCUAUUUUAAUUUCCUUUGUAACUCCAGUGUAUAACAAACCAAACUAUGACCUCAUUAAGAUAAUAGUAUUAUUAAAAAAAGCACAAACAUGGACCGUCUGCAGAAAGCGUCUUCUUUCUCCAUUUUACCGUUGAGAGCAGCACUGAAGCGUCGAGUGUCCCGACGGCUUCGCGGCACCGGGGAUAAUCUCGGAAGUCUAUUUUAAGGACGCGGGUUUAGAAAUUUAACUUGGUGCUCCGAGGCUCUCGGGAGUCGACUUGCCGGUGUGAAUUAUACUGCUAAUACCCAGAUAUGUGCUAUGCGUGUUCUGCUUCUUGUUCCUGUUGUUUGUUUUUUGUUGUUUGUUUUCUCUCGUCGACUCUGGGUAAUAAUCAUUCCCAUAGCAAUAACAUCCCCCCCCCACCCACCCACCCACCCCCAAGUGGUCAGCAGAAUGGGACAGGAUGUGGCCGAGUGCCACAGCAGGCAUGUCAGGUGUUCUAGAGCUAGGUAGGUCUGGGUAACGUUAGUCCAAGGCAGGUGGUGGUGUCCAGAGCAAGAUACACAGAAAUGUAAACGCUUACCAUCCAGUUGACUUCCUCUUCUCUUUUCUCUUAUUGUAUAAGCUUGUCAUGUGUUUCUCCAUUUGCUUUGGUGCAGAAUAGCCUGCCAGGGCUGUGGUGAUGGACUACAAAUAAAAAGAUAUU
Messenger RNA from Lampris incognitus (smalleye Pacific opah), 6310 nucleotides. RefSeq names its product BCL9 transcription coactivator (gene bcl9). Gene Ontology annotation, biological process: positive regulation of transcription by RNA polymerase II; canonical Wnt signaling pathway. The record is from RefSeq and is a predicted model, not a curated record. Lineage: Eukaryota; Metazoa; Chordata; Actinopteri; Lampriformes; Lampridae. Gene Ontology annotation, cellular component: beta-catenin-TCF complex. The coding region runs from base 314 to 4819 and encodes 1501 amino acids. The transcript has 9 exons. Gene Ontology annotation, molecular function: transcription coactivator activity; beta-catenin binding.